Molecule: messenger RNA, 1404 nt
Organism: Zasmidium cellare ATCC 36951
Lineage: Eukaryota; Fungi; Ascomycota; Dothideomycetes; Mycosphaerellales; Mycosphaerellaceae
Exons: 4
Coding region: 1-1404 (467 amino acids)
Cellular component (GO): cytoplasm
Molecular function (GO): kinase activity; ATP binding; ATP hydrolysis activity
Source: RefSeq, a predicted model, not a curated record
AUGAACAUUCCCUCUCUCGAGCUCCCUCUGAGCUCGUUUGCCGCCCUCGAAGCCCCAGAGCGAAGCGUCACUCCCAAGGCGCAUUAUUCCCCGCCAUGGGCCAACACUUCCAUCAUCGGCAUCGCCGGUAGCUCAGGCUCAGGCAAGACUUCCCUCUCACUCGCUAUCAUCAAGGAACUCAGCCUGCCAUGGGUCGUCAUCUUAUCAAUGGACAGCUUUUACAAGCCUCUUACUCCCGAGCAGUCAGCAGCCGCCUUCAGAAAUGAGUACGACUUUGACGCUCCCGAGGCCAUUGAUUUUGAUACGCUGGUCGAAAGACUGCGAGAUAUCAAGACUGGCAAAAAGGCACAGAUCCCCAUCUACUCCUUUGAAAAGCAUGCUCGAUUGGAUAAGACCAACACCAUCUACUCGCCUCACGUCGUAGUCUUGGAAGGCAUCUUUGCACUGCAUGAUGAGCGAGUCCUCGACAUGCUGGAUCUCAAGAUCUUCACCGAGGCUGAUGGCGAUUUGUGCUUAUCGAGACGUCUCCUUCGUGAUGUUCGCGAAAGAGGCCGAGAUAUCGAAGGCUGUAUCAAGCAAUGGUUCUCUUUUGUCAAGCCCAACUUCCACAAGUACGUGGAACCCCAGCGGAAUGUUGCAGACAUCAUCGUGCCGAGAGGCAUCGAGAACAAGGUUGCCAUCAGCAUGGUCUCCGACCGCAUCCACAAAACACUCGACCACAAGUCCAAGAUGCAUCAAAUCGAACUUCGCCGCCUUGGCCAGGUCGCUGAGGACGCACCUUUAUCAGACCAUGUCGCGGUCCUUCAACAUACCAACCAACUCCGCGGUAUCAAUACCAUCUUGAUGGAUCCUACACUCCCUCGAGAAGACUUCAUCUUCUACUUCGAUCGACUCGCCGUCAUGCUGGUCGAGCAAGCAUUCUCCGCCGGCCUGUGCUAUAAGCAGCACACUGUUGAGACCCCCGUCCGUGGAUACACCUACGACGGCCUCAAGCUGGACGGCGAGGUAUCGGCGGUCGUGGUGCUGCGAGGCGGCUCAUGUCUGGAGACUGGCCUCAAGCGUGUCAUCCCUGACUGCCGCAUUGGUCGCCUCCUCAUCCAGACCAACUUCCGCACGGGCGAGCCUGAACUUCACUAUACAAAGCUGGCCGAGGACGUCUCCAAACACAAACGGGUGCUGUUGAUGGACCCUCAGAUGAGCAGCGGAGGCGCGGCGUUGAUGGCGGUGAGGGUGUUGUUGGAUCACGGAGUUGAAGAGCACAGGAUCAUCUUCGUGACGUAUCUGGCUGGGAAGAACGGGCUGAAUAGGUUGAUGAGCGUCUUCCCUGAGAUCAAAGUCGUGGUGUGUAGGGUGGUAGGAGACAUGGAGUCGAGAUGGGUGGAGCAGAGAUAUCUAGGCUGUUGA